Messenger RNA from Tupaia belangeri chinensis (Chinese tree shrew), 948 nucleotides. Its product is annotated as olfactory receptor 52E5. Gene Ontology annotation, biological process: G protein-coupled receptor signaling pathway. Bases 7 to 948 code for a protein of 313 amino acids. The transcript has a single exon. Gene Ontology annotation, cellular component: plasma membrane. NCBI's taxonomy places the organism in Eukaryota, Metazoa, Chordata, Mammalia, Scandentia, Tupaiidae. Gene Ontology annotation, molecular function: olfactory receptor activity; G protein-coupled receptor activity. The record is from RefSeq and is a predicted model, not a curated record.
AUCAACAUGUUUUAUACAAACAAUACACAAUUCCACCCCUCCUCUUUUUUUCUGAUGGGAAUCCCAGGCCUGGAACAUGUCCACAUCUGGAUUGGAUUUCCUUUCUUCACUGUGUAUCUAAUAGCCCUCCUUGGGAAUAUCACUGUCUUGUUCGUUAUCUAUACUGAACGUAGCCUCCAUCAACCCAUGUUUUACUUCUUGGCCAUGUUGGCCUGUACUGAUCUGGGCUUGUCCACAGCCACCAUCCCCAAGAUGCUGGGCAUUUUCUGGUUCAGUCUCAAAGAGAUUGUGUUUGCUGCCUGCAUCACACAGAUGUACACCAUCCAUAUAUGCACUGGCCUGGAGUCUGUGGUGCUGACAGUCAUGGCCAUAGAUCGCUAUAUUGCCAUUUGCAACCCUCUGAGGUACAGCAUGAUCCUCACCAAUAAGGUGAUAGCCAUUCUGGGCAUAGUCAUCAUUGUGAGAACGUUAGUGUUUGUGACUCCAUUCAUAUUUCUCAUCCUGAGAUUGCCUUUCUGUGGUGUCCGGAUUAUUCCCCAUACGUAUUGUGAACACAUGGGCUUGGCAAAGUUAGCUUGUGCCAGUAUUAAGGUCAAUGUUAUCUACGGCUUGAUUGCUUUUUCAGUCGGAUACAUCGAUCUUUCUGUGAUUGGAUUUUCCUAUGUCCGUAUCCUCCGAGCUGUUUUCCACUUGCCAUCCUGGGAUGCCCGACUCAAGGCACUGAGCACGUGUGGCUCCCAUGUCUGUGUCAUGCUGGCCUUCUACCUGCCAGCCCUUUUUUCCUUCAUGACGCACCGCUUUGGUCACAACAUCCCUCAUUACAUCCACAUACUGUUGGCCAAUCUGUAUGUGGUUGUCCCCCCUGCCCUUAACCCUGUAAUCUAUGGGGUCAGGACUAAACAGAUAAGAGAACGAGUACUGAGGAUGCUUAACCCUAAAAGCUAUUGA